Messenger RNA from Seriola dumerili (greater amberjack), 5073 nucleotides. It is a transcript of the gene acap2, whose product is annotated as ArfGAP with coiled-coil, ankyrin repeat and PH domains 2. Gene Ontology annotation, cellular component: cytoplasm. Gene Ontology annotation, molecular function: GTPase activator activity; protein binding. The coding region runs from base 355 to 2862 and encodes 835 amino acids. The transcript is spliced from 24 exons. The record is from RefSeq and is a predicted model, not a curated record. Lineage: Eukaryota; Metazoa; Chordata; Actinopteri; Carangiformes; Carangidae.
CUCUUCUCCCACUGGCUGUUAUGACCUAACCAGCUCCCGGACGACACUCUUGCUUUCACCGCUGACCGCUGCGUCUGAAACAGUUUGUUUAGAGCGUUUUUUGGGCACUCUUACAUUCAGCAUAAGGUCGUUUAUGGUUGCACUGCCGCGACUUUUCACUCGUAGCUGCUGGCCUCUGAGGCUAGCUGGCUAGCAGAGCAGUGACAGAGUGGAGCCAGCUGGUCGGACCGAGGCACAGAAACGUUAGCAAACAAGCUAAUUAGCCAGAAAGACUCAGCCUGGAUUAUUGUCUUUAAUCAAAGAGAUAGAGAGAGAGAGAGAGAGCAAGUCUGCUCGGUCAGUCACUGCGGCAAAAUGAAGAUAACUGUGGAUUUCGAGGAGUGUUUGAAGGACUCCCCACGUUUCAGAGCCACCAUAGAGGAAGUGGAGGGGGAUGUGUGUGAGUUGGAAUCCAAGCUCGACAAAUUGGUGAAAUUGUGUAUUGGGAUGAUUGAUGCUGGAAAAGCCUACAAUGCAGCCAAUAAGCAGUUUGUUAACGGGAUCCGGGAGCUAGCCCAGCAGUCCACCAGAGAUGAAGUCAUCGAGUCUAGUCUCACAAAGUUUGCUGAGAGCCUUCAGGAGAUGAUCAACUAUCACACGAUAUUAUUCGAUCAGGCCCAGAGAUCAAUCAAGACCCAGCUUCAAACAUUUGUCAAAGAUGACCUACGUAAGUUCAAAGAAGCCAAGAAGCAAUUUGAUAAAGUGAGUGAGGAGAAGGAGGCAGCACUGAUCAAGAAUGCCCAGGCACCCCGCAACAAGCAGCAUGAGGUGGAGGAGGCCACCAACAUCCUCACUGCCACACGCAAGUGCUUCCGACACAUCGUCCUCGACUACGUCUUACAGAUAAAUGUGCUACAAUCCAAGAGAAGAUCAGAAAUUCUGAAAUCGAUGCUGUCCUUCAUGUAUGCCCACUUGACGUUCUUUCACCAAGGAUAUGACCUCUUCAGUGAACUACAACCUCUUAUGAAACAGCUUGGAGGACAGUUGGACCAGCUGGUGGUAGAUGCUGCCAAAGAGAAAAGAGACAUGGAACAGAAACACUCCACCAUCCAGCAAAAGGAUUUCUCGCAUGACGACACCAAGCUGGAGUACAAUGUGGACGCAGACAACGGCAUCGCCAUGGAGGGUUAUCUGUUUAAGAGGGCCAGCAACGCCUUCAAGACAUGGAAUAGACGUUGGUUCUCCAUCCAAAACAAUCAGCUAGUGUACCAGAAGAAAUUUAAGGACAACCCUACAGUGGUGGUAGAGGACCUUAGGCUAUGUACAGUCAAACACUGUGAAGACAUAGAGCGUCGCUUCUGUUUCGAAGUGGUGUCGCCCACCAAGAGCUGUAUGAUGCAGGCAGACUCAGAGAAGCUGCGACAGGCCUGGAUCAAAGCCGUCCAGAACAGCAUUGCCACCGCCUUCCGCGACAAGGGAGAUGAUGGCGAGAAGCUGGACAGGAAGUCGUCCACAUCAACAGGGAGUCUGGACUCCGGUGGGGAGCCAAAGGAGAGAUCACUCAAAGGAGAGAGCGCCCUGCAGAAGGUCCUGGCCAUCCCGGGCAAUGCCUGUUGCUGCGACUGUGGCCAGCCGGACCCCCGCUGGGCCAGCAUCAAUCUGGGCAUCACCCUCUGUAUACAGUGUUCUGGCAUUCACAGGAGUCUUGGCGUGCAUUUCUCUAAGGUUCGGUCUCUGACUUUGGAUACAUGGGAACCAGAACUGCUUAAGUUGAUGUGUGAAUUGGGAAACAAAGUGAUCAACGAGAUCUAUGAGGCUCGGCGAGAGGAGUUAGGAGCCAGAAAACCACAGCCAGGAGACCCGAGACAUGAGGUAGAGGCCUACAUCAAAGCCAAAUACGUGGACCGCCGGUUUGUACGCCGGCCGUCAGACGAGGAGCUUCGCAACAAAGUGGUCACUCUGAGCAAACAGGAGAAGAGGCUGAGCAGUAGCUCUGAGCAUCUGCCCCCAAGACCGCCUCCGCCUACCCCCAAACUCCGACCUGGUUCAAAUGUCUCCGGACAGACAGCUGUUGCCAGCGGCUUGGAGGCCCGCCGCGACUCUCUCUUCUGUCCUGACGAGCUUGACUCGCUCUUCUCCUACUUUGACACCUCCUCCAAGCUCAGGAGCAUAAAAAGUGCAGACAGUGGCAUCCAAAACAGCGCUGAUGGAAGCAGGGAAAUGCUGGCCAACACCCCCUCCAAUAACAGCCUGGCAGAUGCAGAUGCUGCUGAGUCUCCGCCCAUGCCCAUGCCUGCCACGCUGCCUCCUCCGUCGCCCUGUAAGGAGAUGGUUUUCUAUGAGCCCAAGGAGUACAGCCCAGGUCUGCAGCUUUACUGGGCUUCAUGUGCCCGCAGCCUGCCAGACAUGGCAGAGGCACUGGCCCACGGAGCCGAGGUCAACUGGGUCAACACGGAGGACGACAAGAGGACGCCGCUUAUCAUGGCAGUGCAGGGGGGUUCACUGGUCACCUGUGAGUUUUUGCUUCAAAAUGCAGCUAAUGUGAAUCAGCAGGACACUCAGGGUCGGGGACCCCUCCACCACGCCACCAUGCUGGGACACACAGGGCAAGUGUGUUUGUUCUUAAAAAGAGGAGCAAAUCAAAAUGCUGCAGACAUUGACGAGAAAACACCCCUGGCCAUAGCGGUGGAGGCGGCCAACGCAGAUAUUGUCACGCUGUUGCGACUGGCGAAGAUGAACGAGGAGAUGCGAGAGGCAGAGGGGCCCUACAGCCAGUCAGGAGAUGAAACCUACCAGGACAUUUUCCAGGACUUCACCCACAUGGCCUCCAACGACCCGGACAAGCUGAACCGCUACCAGCAGUACGACCCGCAGCGACCCUGACACUCCAGAAACACCGUCCACUAGCACUGACACUGCCUGCUCAAACCGAGAGGCAAAGUAACGAUGUCUGCCUCCACCUGGAAAGUCACCAGGUCAUUUUUCCUCCAACAUCGUUUAGAAACAUCUGCAUUAAAGCUGGUUAGUGCCACCACAGCUGGGACACAUGCCACCAUAUCUAACGUGGCUGAAGCUCCCUUUCAUCAGAUUAAUUUGACAUGCAGCUAUGAUUACAGCCCUUGUUUAAAAGUUCAAGCACUUCACUCGGGUGAAGGGGAACUUCUGUGAAUGGAAAAUUCUUUUGUAACAUUUUUUUUAAACUGUGCUCAGUAGGACCUAUUACAAUAAGUGAAUGGUACAGUGUUGAAGCCUUUGAAAGGAUUUACAGAGUAAUAAAAAAAAAAAAUCAAACAAUAAUUGAAAUCAGUCUGAAUGUAAAGCUACCAAGAAGGCCGUCAGUUAUUUUGACUGAGUUUAAUCUUUCACGUCACACUUUUUUUUUUUCAGUAUUUAAAGAAAAAAAGAAGUGUGCUGCGUCCGUUGUAAAGAGAGGUUAGUGCAUGACAGACUGUUAAAUACUCCUUUUCAAUUUUUAAGUGCUUCCUCUUUUCGUAGGAUUCUCUUUAUGAGCAUAGGCAUCGUUUUUGUUCUAUCUUGUUUUAUGAACUCUCAGCAGCGUAUACAUGGCAAUAUGCUUUUACUUAUUUGCACAAAUCUGUUUGUCUUAAAUCGCCACUGAUGUUUACCAAUUUUGAUGGUAAGACUUUGACGUGUUGAACAAUGUACAGUGAUUUAUGGAAGUAAACAUAUUAUUGAUGCGUCUUUAAUGUUUUUUUUUUUUUUUUUAAUGCUUGAGAUUUCCCUCUGAAUGAUUUUAAUUUCCCAUGUUGUCACCACCUCAGUACCUGUGGUAUGUCUCAGUGUGGCAAUCAGCCCUUCAGCUUCUCCAUUCUGUGUAUCUGAAAUAGCUUCAGUCGUCUGAGGGGACUGUGAAUUUGUAGAUUCAGUCUCAAGUUAAGAACUGUGCAUCAGUCUGGACCUAUAGAAUAUAGGUGGACAUUUUAUUCCCAUUUAUUUUAGAAUUGUCGGCAACACUUUAUUUUUACAGGUUCAUGAUUUUGUAAGAAUUUCCACUGAGUUUUCCUGGAAGAAACUGUGUGAUUUGUUAAUAAUUAAAAUGAAUGUAGGAUUUUCCUUGAAAGAACCGUUCCAUCUAGACACAAGUAAAUGUUUAUUUUAUACUGGAAACCUUAAGGUUCAGUCCUUGUUGAUUUGGCAACACCUGUGGUUACCGUGGUAACAGAAAGUGCAUUUUAAUACUACAGCAACUGUUCAUCUAAGAGCUCAUGGUGGCUGCUCCCACUCAUUUCAUUACUCUCUUGCUAAAGUGAAAAAUAGUCAGUUGACUAAAAAAUGCUGAGAAUGACUGUCUUGUUUUGUAGAUGUAUUUUUGAUUUAAAAAACAAAAAACAAAAAACAAAAAAAAAAAACAAAUGUUGGUGACAAAUAUACUGUGACUGCUUCACAAUAAAAGCCACCCUAUGUUUACCCAGUUUUUCUGGUAGCUUCCUUAGAAAUUACUAAGAAAUAAUUAGGAAAUGAAGGACCUAUAAUACAGUGAAAGGAUACCAAAAUACCAUUCAUAGUUGUUUUGUUUCGUUUUGUUUUUCAGAGGAAAUUGCACAGUCUGGUAUUUCUGUAAAGAUAUGUGGCCUGAGUUGUAAAGCCACUGUCAUUUCAUGUGUUGAGCUGUUAAAGAAACAUUUUAAGACCUAAUUUAGACGGUAUCAGCUGCCUUCACUGAAAUGUUGAACUCAGAAAUUAAUUCUGCAAAUUUCAUAUAGAAGUUAUGCACUGUACUGUAUGAUGUUAUUUUCUUCGUCAUACUCUUAUAAAACUGUACAAUCUUCACUUCUCUUUUGCAUUUACAGUAUAUAGCAAGAUAAAAUAUCUGUUUCAGAGGAAACCUUUGGCCAAUGCAACAUGGGAUACAAUUAUUGUACAUUUUGUACAGAUGUUUUUGAAUUCUCCAGAGAACUGAAGUAUAAAGUUAGAGGUACUUGAAUCAUUAAAUAAGCUUUUGUAAAUGCUGUUCUUUGUAUCCUUCGGUAAUUUUAGCCCAUUUUAUAUUGCCUGUCUGUAAACCAAUAUACAUGUACUGUAUAUUCUACCUGUAAUAUGUAAGGACUUCAAUACAUACUGACUGAGGAUCCA